AUGGAGGAGGACGACGCAGUCCCUGCUGCCGGGGGGAUCGAGGCCCCGGAGGGGUCAAUGGCCCGAGGUGGGUCGGAGGCCCCCGAGGGGACCCAGGCGCCGGAGGGCGGGCAGCCCGUCCCCCACAUCGUUGUGGAAGACGAGGACAGCGCCCCACGCGAGGAUCCAGCCCCCGUGAGCCCCCAAGAGGGGGAGAAGGUGUCGGGGGCAGAGCUCGUGGAGCCCCCUCACCCAGUAGUGCCGGAGGGUCGGGCCGGGCCCACCCCAACGUCCGGGGCGGGGGCCAGUGCCCCCGUGGAGGUGUCGCAGGCCGAGGCCAUCAUGGCGCCUCCUGCGCCGUCGGCAGGCGAGGCAGGGGUCCAACCGACGGCCCCUGGCGCCGCGGGAGACCCCCAAGGAGCGCCGAGCUCCCGUAAGAAGUCUGCUCCUCGGGCGAGGUAG
Messenger RNA from Sorghum bicolor (sorghum), 441 nucleotides. RefSeq names its product skin secretory protein xP2-like. The coding region runs from base 1 to 441 and encodes 146 amino acids. NCBI's taxonomy places the organism in Eukaryota, Viridiplantae, Streptophyta, Magnoliopsida, Poales, Poaceae. The record is from RefSeq and is a predicted model, not a curated record. The transcript has a single exon.